AUGGCCCAAGCCUGCAUGGACUACCUGGAGGCCGUCCCUUGGGAUGAAGGUGAAGAAGAAGAGAUCCUGAGGUCAGUGCUUGGUCUCGGCGCCAAAUACAGUCAGAUCCUCUCCCGUCUUCAACCUGUGGAUCCAGGCAUGGUCUCCAACCUCUUCAUCUCGGCAGUCUCCUUCUCGACGUCGCCGCAGCCCACCGCCAUGGACGAGGUGAAGCACACGGCCCAGGAGCAGCUGGAGUACAUGCUGACCGAAGACGACGACUCCCCGAUCGUGGCCGCCGAUGACGGGCUUGUGAUGGCCAGAGUGAAGGAAUCAGUCGGCGACCUCCUGGCCCAGCUGGAUGCAAUUCUGGCUAUGAAUUCCCAGUUGAUCGAGGCCCGAGCCCUUCAGUCUCUCCUAUCAGACGUCUCCUGGGCCUGCCAGAUCCUGUCCAAGAUGGAGAUGAUGAGGGACCUCGUUUGGUACUGGGCAGAGCGAUCGGUCAGCAUAGCCGCCGCCAUUGAAGGGCUACCCCCCGGAAGCAGCAAGCUGGAGGCCAUGCUUCAGGCAGUGGAGAUAGUCCUCAAGGUUCUGGAGGCAAUUGGCUAUGGGAACGUCAUCUUGCCGGCGGUGGGGAGGCUCUGUGUCGUCAGGGCUUGGCUUCCUUUUGUGCAGAGGAUGAGGCCGCUGGUGGAGCUCGGUGGCGGCGCCGACGAGGAGGCCGUGGCGGCGAAGGUGGACUGUGAAAUGUGGCAGAGCUUGGAAUCGGCCUUUGUGUUGACUCUCCUCACACUGCCGUCAGGGGACCUGGCCGGCAUCUUGACCAGCUGGCUGAGGGCGGAGCAGGUCCAGUACCCGGACCUGACAGAGGUAUUUGAGGUAUGGUGUUACAGGUCUAAGGCCGCCAGGAGGAGGUUCGGCCUCGCUGGUAGCCCAAGUAGAGCUCCCAGAUGA
Molecule: messenger RNA, 933 nt
Organism: Spirodela intermedia
Lineage: Eukaryota; Viridiplantae; Streptophyta; Magnoliopsida; Alismatales; Araceae
Source: the annotation of a GenBank genome assembly